AGUGUAAGCUGUAAUAAAAAUUUAUGAACUGUAGGAAGAGAGUGUGGUUUAUUUCAAGGCACUCAUUGUGUUAUUAUUUUCAAAAUAUCAGAAAUAUGAAAUACAUAACACUAUCUCAAACAGAAGAUUUAAUGCCGACAUUAGGCUUAGGAACAUGGCAGGCUGCACCAGAUGUUAUAGAAUCAACUGUGUAUAAGGCUUUAGAUUUAGGGUAUAGACAUAUCGACACGGCGUUUAACUACAAUAACGAAGAAGCAAUCGGUAAUGCCAUUAAAAAGUGGAUAGACGACGGAAAAGGGACUCGUAAAGAUCUAUUUAUCACUACCAAGCUUCCCCAUGUUGGCAAUCGAGAGUCGGAUGUGAUGAAGUUCUUGAAUCUCCAACUGUCUCGCUUGCAAAUGUCAUACGUGGAUCUGUAUCUCAUCCAUGUUCCGUUUGCAUUUUAUUGCGACCCCGAGACGUUCACACCAUUAAUCAACAAGGACACUGGCGAUUAUGAAUUAGAUAAAGAAACAAACCACAUCACAACUUGGAAAAAGAUGGAAGAAUGCCAAAAGAAAGGGCUUACACGCAACUUGGGUUUGUCUAACUUUAAUGAAAAUCAAAUAACAAAAAUUAUUAAAGCAUCUACUGUCAAGCCGCAAGUGCUUCAGGUCGAGCUGCACGCUUACUUCCAACAGGUGGACUUACGCAAAUUUUGUGCUGAAAAUGAUAUUGCGGUGACUGCGUACGCGCCUCUAGGGAGCCCUGGUGCGAAGACGCAUUUUGUUACAAAGUACAAUUACAGCCCAGAUGUCUUUCCCGACUUGCUGUGCCUGAAGGAAGUUAAUGACAUUGCCGAGAAGCAUGGCAAGACACCAGCGCAGGUGCUACUCCAUUUCUUGGUGCAGCAAAAAGUCGUAGUCAUUCCGAAAAGCACCAGUGAAAAUAGGCUCAAGGAAAACAUGGAUAUAUACGAUUUCGAAUUGAGCCCACCCGAAAUGAAUACCCUCAAGAAAUUAGAUAAGGGUGAAGAUGGUCGUAUUUUCAACUUUCUAUUUUGGAAAGGAGUGGAGAGACACCCUGAAUAUCCUUUUAAAUUACCUGUAACAGAAGCGGAAGUAACUAAAUAAUAGAAUAUGAAUUGUGCUAAGUAAACGCUUCUAGUUUUAUUGACGUUAAUAAAGCAAAUGAGAAGUCUUGUUGAGAAUUUCAGCUUUAAUCUAAAAUCAGUAAAACUGAUAUAAAACCAUGUAUUAUUAAAAUUAUUUGCGUACUGUG
Molecule: messenger RNA, 1260 nt
Organism: Diatraea saccharalis (sugarcane borer)
Lineage: Eukaryota; Metazoa; Arthropoda; Insecta; Lepidoptera; Crambidae
Source: the annotation of a GenBank genome assembly